CAUACCUUUUUGCUUCCGCCAAGAUCGACGCAGGUCGGAAACUGCGCUUGAUUUACCUCUCGAUACCGAACGAUCGAAUCAUUCAGGGUGUGACCUCAGUUCGAGAAGGAGAGCCUCAUCAAUGAACGGUGAAGAACUGGCGGCAAUUAGGGCUGCCAGCUCGAACCAAGGACCCGACACUUCCAAAAGUGAAGCCGCUGCUAACGAAGAGGAAACUCGUCGCGAUAUCUUGGCCACAAUCCUGGACUCUGAUGCUCGGGAACGUUUGUCUCGAAUUGCUUUGGUUAACCCUGAUCUCUCAAGUAAAGUUCAAACGAUCUUAUUUCGAAUGGCUCAAACUGGACAAAUACGAGGCCGAGUGACCGAGCAACAACUCAUUGGUUUAUUGGAUCAGGCUGAAGGCAUUGCAAGCAGUUCGAGUGGGAAGAAAGGGACAGUAAUUUUCCAAAGAAGAAAGGGUGUUUAUGAUGACGAUGACGAUGAUUUUUAGUAGUCUUUCCUGCUGAUCGCCCUCGCUUGGAGCUGCGUCUGGCUGGAUUGUGAAAUAUAGGAAUUGCCCGUCGUAUGAUCAAUU
Cantharellus anzutake is the source of this 574-nucleotide messenger RNA. RefSeq names its product PDCD5-related protein. NCBI's taxonomy places the organism in Eukaryota, Fungi, Basidiomycota, Agaricomycetes, Cantharellales, Hydnaceae. The coding region runs from base 122 to 490 and encodes 122 amino acids. The transcript has 4 exons. The record is from RefSeq and is a predicted model, not a curated record. Gene Ontology annotation, cellular component: cytosol; nucleus. Gene Ontology annotation, molecular function: DNA binding.